AUUGAAUUUGUGGUCACGCUGGAUUCGAUACAACACUAGCAGCGGACGACAGACUCUGUUCUUUUUCUGCGGAAAAAAUCAUAUUUUAAUUGCAGAAUUAAGCGGCAAUACAGGGAAAAUAUUCGGUUUGUGAUUACAAAUAUACCAAUUGUAACGCGUUCAGACUGUUUUCAUGCAAUACAAACACAAUGCAGAAGUAGAGAGCAGAACAACAACGAGCAAAUGAAACGAAAAAGUGGAUUAAAAGUGCGCUAAAAAAAAGUGAAAUCAAGUAGUGCUUCAAAAAGUCAAUUUUCUAUAAAUCAAAACGUGUAUUCAACAAAAAAAAAAACAAAAAACCCGACAGUGCAAUUACUUUAUGUGACGAAUUGUAAGAAAAAGUAAAAAAUACGAAAAACGUCGAGAAUGGGAACGAAAGUGCAACAAAACGACGACGGUGCAGCCGCCAACGCUGUCGCAGCGCCAGCGGCAGAAGCGGCCGCCACCCACAGCAACGCCAACGUCAACGCCACAACAACAGCAACAGCAAUAGCGACAGCAACAACGACAACAACAACAGAGGCAGAGACAACAGAAAGAGCAACAACACCAACGCAAAAAACGAAGCUACAGCUGGAAUCGAAUCCGCUGCCCACACAUGCCACAACAACCACAACGAUGGUUGCAGCCACGUCCAUUGCUCCAGCGCCGACGCCAGCGCCGCAAGUGCUAAUCAUUCCUGCCGCCCAGGCUUCCACAAUGGCCACAAAUGCCGCCAAAAAGAUACGGCGCGCCUUCUCCAUGCCACGCAAUCCGUUUCGCUGGUCUCGAAAAUUCAAGACAGUCGGCACGGCAACGACUGCGGCGGCUCCUGGCGACAUCAACGGCAGCACAGCCAUUUCGUCUUGUGUGAGCGGCGGUCGAGGCCGCAGCGGCAGCAUUGUGUCGCUGAACAGCUACAAGGCGUCGUCUGACAAGGACACAAUUGGCCUCCAUAAUAGGGCGGCAACAAUCGCAGUCACCACCACGAACACGAACAGCAACAACGGCAACAACAACAAUGUAAACGGCAAACGUUCGACCGGCCAAAAUGCACGUGUGAUGCGCCGUUCGUCCUUCAGGAAAUUUAUCAAUCGCAUUGCGCAGCAUUUGAGCGCAACGGUGAAUGUUGGCUCGCCAGAGAACAACACUGCGCAUCGGCCAACUUUCAUUGAGAUUGUGCCAUUCUACACCGGAUGCUGGCGUCGAAAAGAGGCGAACAAACAUGGCCAAACGGGCAUGGGAAAUGGCAAUGGCAUGGAGCGUGUGCCACCCAUUGGGGGCUAUCAAUGGCCGGCCGAUCAGACGCCCGGCGUUAUGGGACUAAAGAAUCAUGGCAACACCUGCUUCAUGAAUGCGGUGUUGCAGUGUCUCAGCCACACGGACAUACUCGCCGAAUACUUUGUGCUCGAUCAGUAUAAGGCGGAUCUGAAGCGUCGCAAUAAAAUCAAUUCACGCAAAUUUGGCACCAAAGGCGAACUAACCGAACAGCUGGCCAAUGUCCUCAAGGCGCUGUGGACCUGUCGCAACGAGAGCGAUCACAGCACCAGCUUCAAGGCCGUUGUCGAUCGCUAUGGCACACAGUUUCGCAGUUCCACGCAACACGAUGCCCAGGAGUUUCUCUUCUGGCUGCUCGACAAGGUGCACGAGGAUCUGAACACGGCAAGCAAACGACGCUACAAGAGCAUUAAGAACUCAUAUGGACGCUCCGAUGAGAUUAUUGCCGCCGAGACGCUGGCGAAUCACAUACGCUGCAAUAAUAGCUUUGUUCAGGCCGUGUUCCAGGCGCAAUUCCGCUCCUCGUUGACCUGCCCACGCUGCCAGAAGCAGUCCAACACCUUCGAUCCGUUCCACUGCAUUUCGGUGCAACUGCCGCAGGUCACCCAGUUGACCAUCUUUGUGACCGUUGUCUACAUGAAGCAGCAGCCACGUCAGGUCAAGAUGGGUCUGCGUGUGCCAGCCGGUUCGCCAAUUGUCGCAUUGCGCGAACAACUGCAGGACACUGGCAUUCCUGCCUCACGAAUGGUGCUGGUUGAUUUGAAUGCCGAGGGGUUUACGCGAGUCUUCUACGACACGCAGCCCGUGGAGACGCUGAGCAGCGUGGAGAACAUCUACUGCAUUGAAGUGCCCGAAGUGAGCCCAACGCCAACGCCAAAAGUCGCCUCCAUUGAGGCAACCACAGCGACUGCCGCUGAGAAGCCCGCUGUGGCUACCGCGGCGUUAACAACAACAACAGCAGCAGCACCACAUUCCGCAGAUCUGUUAUUACUGGUGGCCAAUGUCCACAGGAAGCCUGCGGGCGAGGGCGAUGCUAGCGCCGUGUGCACACGUUUUGGAGCACCAUUUAGCAUGAAGGCGCCACGCGAUUGCAGCUACCAGGAUCUGCAGAAGCGUAUGCUGCGAGAAAUGUCCGCAUUGCUGAAGCCAGAAGUAUUUUCAUAUGCCACACCGUUGACCGAUAUGUUCAAGAUACGGUUGCAAGAUCCCUCAGCCGAUCCAGACACAUAUCUGGAGCAAGUGGAGCAUCCGCUGCUCACCGAAAUGAUUGAUAUGGCGCUGUCGGUUCUCUCCUCGGAGGCGGGGCCAACGCACAUCAAGCUGCUGCUGGAGUGGAGCACACCCGAGACGCAUUUCGUCAACGUGGAGUCCGAUGUGGACGCCAUUGUGGAGCACGAGAGCGUGGCACGUCUGAGCGCCAGCAAACCCAAAGAUACCGCUGCAUUAACGCUGGAACAAUGUCUGGAACAUUAUACGAAAGCGGAGACGCUCAGUGCCGAGGAUGCCUGGCGUUGUCCGCAUUGCCAGCAGUAUUUGCCCGUGGUGAAGACGCUAGGUCUGUGGUCAUUGCCAGACAUUCUGGUGGUGCACUUCAAGCGUUUCCGCCAGCAUCAGGCCAAGGGACCGCAAGCGGCCAAACUGACCACGAUGGUCAAGUUUCCACUAACCGCAUUUGAUAUGUCGCCGCAUUUGGCGAAAGGAGUGCGUGAGAGCAACGGCUCCCUGGGUCAUGGCAUCGAGCAGCACCAGUCAAACAAAAAGUCACGCUCCGGCGACUCACGUUCCUCCACACUUAACUCACGCGCAGAGCCAAAGGAUACGCGCUACGAUCUGUAUGCCGUGUGCUACCAUCAGGGCGAUACCUUGGAGACGGGUCACUAUACGGCUGCCUGCAAGAAUCCCUACGAUCGCCAGUGGUACAAGUUUGAUGAUCAACGUGUAAGCAAGGUGCCCGAGGAUGACAUCGAGCAGGACAUCAUCAACAACGAGGCUUACAUGCUCUUCUAUCAGCGACGCAGCGUGGAUGCCUCUGCCGAGUGUUCCGGCUCCAGUUCAAACUCGGGUGAUCAUUGGGUAUCGCGCAUUGCGCCGCCCACAACAACAACGCCAGCAAACGGCGGCAGCAAAGACAUCAGCAGCGUUGCCACGACCACUGAAACUCCUGAACCUAUUGCUGCAGUUGCCGAGAAGGCAACAUCGAAGCCUGUGGCUAUUCCCAUACCCAAAGUCGCUUGUGAAAUCGACGAGGAAGCUGCUGCUCCACAAGAAGCCAAAGCAAGUCCAGCGGAAUUGCCGCCGAAGGAAGUGGUUAAUAUCGAGGAAUUGGCAUUUGCCGAUGACCCCGAACCGGAGCCACCAAAGGUGGCAGAAACUAGCGUUGUUGCUCACAUUGAGCCUGUUUCUGCUCCAUUGCCAAGAACUCCGACGCCACCGCCUGUUGCUGCCAAGCCAGAAACUACGGCAGACGCUGAUGCCACACAAAUGUUUGCUAUGGACGAGGAUUGCACCGAGAAGCAGCCUCAGCCGGCAGUAGUUAGCGAACCUGCUGUAACUUCAGCUGUUGUAGAGCCCAUUAAGGAGACCAUUACGCCGGCUGAGCCGAAGACUAAUGGUCACGCUGCUGCCAGUUCGGGCACAUCUUCAGCGUCCAGUUCGGCCUCGUCGGUUAGCUCACUGUCGUCAUGCUCCUCGCCGCGCUCGCUUAGCAAAUCGGUGACGGCAGCCUCGACGCUGCAGAACAAGUUCAAUGGCCACAUGAAUGCUGCCUCGGCGGCAGCUGCUCUGCUAAAUGGCAAUGCUGCGCCGCAGUUGUCUUCCAGCCUGCAACUGUCGAGGCAUGCGUUGCACAACCAUUGCAGUCACAAUUGGCACGGCUCGCGCAGCAGCGUUUCUGCCGUGGAGAGCGUAACGCAGCAGCAACAACAGCAGGCAGCGGCAGCUAACCUCAGUCUGAGGCACUCAUUUUCCACCAGCUCCAAUUAUAAGUUGCGCGAAUGCAGCGAGACGUUGUCAUCGUUGCUGCGCAACUCAGCCAACACUUGCAGCAAGGAUACGCUGCUAUUCAUCGAUCAGCAGAAUCAUCACCACACAUCCGGUCUAAUUGAGGACGACGAUGACACGUACAUGGGUCGCUCCCUUUGGAUUUCUCCUGUGACACCACACAAGCUAAUUACCGUAUCGCCCAAGAAUUAGUGGCGAUAGCAGAGUGACGAUUGACGAGUUGGAUUCAUGCGGGACAUAAUUAAACCCGGCAACAUACAAACGCACUAUAGUUAUAAGUCUAAAGAUUACUUUAUAUAUAUUGAAUACUUCUAUAUAACAAAAAACGAUCGAUGCAAUUGCAUAUUCAUACUUUACGAAAAAUGAUGUUAUACAUGAAACGCGAUACACAUACACAUAUAUACACGUAUAUAUAUAUACUUUUAGUUGAUCUAAGAUAGUUGCAAUAUUGCAUCGUUAAGUUCAAAAGUUGAGAAGCUUUUCAAAAAUUCGAAUUAAGUUAAUUUAUUGAUUGCAAAAUCAGAAAAUUGAAGACGUUCGACUCAACGCUGAAUGAGAAUUCUUUUAACAAAUUGACAUUGCAUUAUUUAUAUAAUUAUUUAUUUAGCGAAAUAUGAAAGUACAAUAUGAUUUGAGCAACAUUUCUUUUCAUGCAACACAAACGCAAUAACUUUAGUUUUAUUAUUAUUUUUUUUGUCGAAGAAGUGCAUGGCAUAUAAGAAGUACACUUUAGUUUGUAUACGAAACCAAGUUUCAAACUACGUCUAUAAAUCGAUACAUACUCUGUUGUGUAUAAAAGGAAAUAUAUCUAUAUAUUUCAAUAAUUCAAUUACUAUGUAUAAUUAUGUUUAUGAUGAGAGUAUUUGUAAUUUAAUAAUUGCAAAAUAUUUACAAAAAGAAAAACACAAACACCACUCACACACUCAUGCAAAAUGGCCAAUUGCACAUUUAAUUGUUCGUCGUAUGUGUAUGUUGGAGCUAUACAUUUUGUAUUUGUAUGUGUAGAAAAGCAGUAAACCAAACCAUUAUAUUGAUAACAAAUGUUUAAAGACUUUAAAACAUUGUUUUUGCAUAAUGUACACUUUAUUAAAUAUACAUCAUAUACGUAUACAUAUAUAUACACAUGAUUAAACUAUUGUAUGUUAAGAGCAAGUUUAUUAAUUUAUGAAUUGUGUACUGUACAUUGUAUUCAUGAAUAAACGUGAAAUUGUUGGA
Drosophila albomicans is the source of this 5511-nucleotide messenger RNA. RefSeq names its product ubiquitin carboxyl-terminal hydrolase 43 (gene Usp15-31). The transcript is spliced from 7 exons. Gene Ontology annotation, molecular function: cysteine-type deubiquitinase activity. Bases 406 to 4488 code for a protein of 1360 amino acids. The record is from RefSeq and is a predicted model, not a curated record. Lineage: Eukaryota; Metazoa; Arthropoda; Insecta; Diptera; Drosophilidae. Gene Ontology annotation, biological process: protein deubiquitination.